GGACUGUCCGCGUGAUUUUGAGCGAGUGCUGCAGAGCGGUAUGCUGUAGGGAGCUGGCGAAGUCUGGGGAGUCGUCCUGGGGAUCGGUGCCUCGGUGGACCCUCGGGGCCCCGCGGAGGCCUGAGGCAGAGUCACUGAAGUUAUUGUGAAAUUAGUUCCAGACUCCUGACCCUAGGAUAACAGCGCACUUAUAUGAAACCAUGGCCGGCUAUAAACCUGUAGCGAUUCAAACAUAUCCUGUACUUGGUGAGAAGAUCACCCAAGACACUCUGUACUGGAACAACUAUAAGACCCCUGUUCAGAUUAAGGAAUUUGGUGCAGUGUCCAAAGUAGACUUUUCUCCUCAGCUUCCAUAUAACUAUGCAGUCACAGCUUCUUCGAGAAUCCACAUUUAUGGCCGGUACUCUCAAGAGCCUGUAAAAACCUUUUCCCGUUUUAAGGACACAGCAUAUUGUGCGACUUUUCGACAGGAUGGUCAGUUGCUCGUUGCUGGCAGUGAAGAUGGUGUAGUUCAACUUUUUGAUAUAAAUGGGAGGGCUCCCCUCAGGCAGUUUGAAGGCCACACAAAAGCAGUUCAUACAGUAGAUUUUACAGCUGACAAUUAUCAUGUGGUCUCUGGAGCUGAUGACUAUACUGUUAAAUUAUGGGAUAUUCCAAACUCUAAAGAAAUCCUGACAUUCAAAGAACAUUCUGAUUACGUGAGGUGCGGCUGUGCCAGCAAACUGAACCCAGACCUUUUUGUAACAGGAUCAUACGAUCAUACUGUGAAGAUAUUCGAUGCUCGGACAAAUAAGAAUGUUCUCUGUGUGGAGCAUGGGCAGCCAGUGGAGAGUGUCCUGCUUUUCCCCUCAGGAGGGCUUCUGGUGUCUGCAGGAGGCCGCUAUGUUAAAGUCUGGGACAUGUUAAAAGGAGGACAGCUGCUUGUGUCUUUGAAAAAUCAUCACAAGACUGUGACAUGUUUGUGUCUGAGCAGCUCUGGACAGAGGUUACUCUCCGGCUCACUGGAUAGGAAAGUGAAAGUCUACAGCACCACCUCCUACAAAGUCGUCCACAGCUUUGACUACGCAGCUUCAAUCUUGAGUCUGGCACUCUCUCAUCAAGAUGAGACGAUAGUUGUAGGAAUGACCAACGGAAUACUGAGUGUUAAACACCGGAAGUCUGAAGCAAAGAAGACGUCUCUUCCGAGGAGGAGGAGGCCUGCAUAUCGAACCUUUAUUAAAGGAAAAAAUUACUUGAAGCAACGGGAUGACAUCAUGGUCAGUAGGCCAGCAAAGAAGCACCUAGAGGGGUAUGACAAGGAUCUGAAAAGCUUUCGGGUCUCACAGGCCCUCGACAGAGUCCUGGAGCCUAAAUGUGUGAUAAGGACCCCUGAGGUGACAGUUUCCAUCAUAAAGGAGCUGACUCGGAGAGGCGUCCUUGCCAAUGCUCUUGCAGGUCGGGACGAGAAGGAGGUUACCCGGGUCCUUAACUUUUUGAUAAGGAAUCUGUCUCAGCCGAGGUUCGCCCCUGUUUUGAUUAAUGCAGCUGAGAUCAUCAUCGAUAUAUAUUUACCUGUGAUUGGCCAGUCAUCAGUAGUUGAUAAAAAGUUUAUAGUACUUCAAGAACUUGUAGAAAAAGAAAUUGAUUACCAAAGAGAACUCCUAGAGACCUUGGGGAUGAUGGACAUGCUAUUUGCUACCAUGACACGGAAUGACAGCGACCCUGUGCCGGAGCAUGUGCCCGCUGAACUCCCAGAGGAGAAGACAGAGUCACCAACGCAGCCCAGCGACACGGACAAGAACUCCUAACUGGGUGUUGUUUGACUCUAUUAUGGAGAAGAAGGCAGCUUCAGUACACUCAAAGGAUAAUUAAGAGAAGUUUUAUGGAAGAGACUGGAUUAAUUAAAAUUGGGACAUAAGUACCUGUUUCAAGAUGUGGUUUUCCAUGUAUUGAUUUAUUUUAUGUUGCCUUCAGCUAGAAGAUCUUAGUUGGCUUGGUCACAGUGUCUGUUUACCCUGGAUGUGUUAAUUCUGACCUUAAUGGAGCCAAAAUCUCUGUUGCCGUGGGGCCUCGUGGCCCUCUGGAGAGGUUUCCAAGCGGACAGAGUCCUGCCAAGUGAACAGAGCCCCGGUUUUGUUUCCUGCUUCUAGCCUGGGAAAUAGGAAGAGCAAACAGCAACAACAAAGCAUCCAUCGCUGUCCCCAGUGUCCUGGGGAGCUUCCUGUCCUCUCGCUGGUCACUUCAGAGUCUUGAGUCAUAUGCCUUCCUCAGCUGUUUGUGGGACUGUCUUCCAAGUGUGGCGGAUCACUGAAUAUUGCCCCUGGAAGUGCGUUUAGGGUGUGAUGAGUCUGUUUUGUCACCUAAAAAUUGUGCCCUCCACCAGUGUGUUCUUUAGCCUUGUGUGUCCAGAGAGCUCUGACUGAACCAAUUCCCGCCCCUCAGCCUGCUUCCUUCCUUCCGUCUUCACCGUGCUUUGGUUGUCCUCUCCUCUAUAGUAAAGGCCUUUCAGCCUGCCCAUGUGCUUUGGCAAAGUGUAUCAUGAAUAUGUAACCCUCCAUAACGAUUCUCUUAUCUGUCCUUCACAUUUCUUUUUCUCUGUCCUUCACUUUCUGGGUCAGACUCAAACGGCAGCAGUUUGCUUUGAGAAUUUAUGUUUCUGAAAGUUCAUUGUAAAUUAUAUUUUUUUAUAAAGAGAUUCUUUUCUUCUUGGCUUUCUGAGGUGUUCCUGAUGGGCAGUCAGUGGCUUUGACCAGCAUACUGACUGCACGGCUGUGACUUCCGUGCCUUCCUUCAGUGACCCCACUUAGGUUAAUAAAUGUCUGGUGAUGGAAUCCCGAGCCGAGGAUGUCCUUGGGGGAAAGAUUGUAAUGAUUCUGCCUCAUAAUCUCACUUGUGUAAAUUUAGGGUUUUUUUUUUUUUUCUUUUUCCCAAGACAGGGUUUUUCUGUGUAGCUUUUGCUGUCUUGGAAAUCACUGUGACCAGACUGGCUUCGAACUCAGAGACCCACCUGCCUUUGCGUUUCAAGCGCAGGAAUUAAAGGUGUGUUCCACCAUCCAACUAACUGUAGGUUUUCUGAAAGCACAAGGGGGUACAGUAAGACUGUUCUGAUGUGUACCCAUGUUCAACAGUAGGUACAGCGUCCUUUCAUGAGCUGAAGCAGUUCUGCAGUACAGCGGCUUGUGAGGUGCCUGGCUUGCUUUGAGUAAGGAAUUAUUUAAAUAACUCUUGUUAGGUAUGCAGAGAGCUUACAGGAGCAGUUGCGAGUCUGCUGGAAGCUGUAGCUGCCAUCUCCUGUGCACCUCUGCAGCGUUUCUUGGAUCAUUUCAUUCUUGUCAUAGCUAUCCAAGGGUUGAAUCAUUCUCUUAUAGAACCCUGAAUUAAUUAAAGUCACUCACCUCUCCACGCUGCUGUCCUUAUCAUUCCUGCACUGGGCUGGUCUGUGAGGGCCUUAACUACUCGUUCCCUUUGACAGACGAGAGUGCUGCAGCUCCUGUAAGGAAUGUGUAGUAAUUACAAACCCUUAAAAGGACCAGGGACCUCAGAGUCCUCAAUGUAGUUGUGUUCAGGAGUGGGCUUUUGUUUUGUUUUUUAGUGACAGGCUUCUCCAGGUAACCCUGGCUGUCCUGGAAUUCACUAUGUAGACUGGGCUGGCCUCGAACUCACAGAGAUCCACAUGCCUCCCAGCCUUCCAAGCGCUGGGAGUUAAAGGUGUGCACCACCACAGCUCAGGAGUUGUUUUUAUAUUCCCUGAAACUAUUACCUGCUAUGUGAAGUGUUUUAACACAAUAACAUGUUUCAAUAUAUAAUGUUGGCUUUAAGAGUCAAAUGCCUAAUCAUUUUUAGAUUUGUGAUUUUAAGUUGGGAAGUAUUUUAUACUUUACUAUUGAUGUAAAAAUAAUGAAUUGUUGCUGGGAACUAGUCAUUUUUGUUUAAUUUAUUAUGUUAAUUCAGAUUUCUACAUAUGGAAAAGGAUUGCUUGUUUCCAGUCAAAUUUCUUAAAUGUCUGUGCUCUUAAGUUGCUGAAGCAACUGAUGUUAAAUGGGACCAUUAGAAACACUGCUGAUUUAACUUAAAUGAAUUUUGCCAAAUAUU
Mus musculus (house mouse) is the source of this 4071-nucleotide messenger RNA. RefSeq names its product UTP15 small subunit processome component (gene Utp15). Lineage: Eukaryota; Metazoa; Chordata; Mammalia; Rodentia; Muridae. Gene Ontology annotation, biological process: positive regulation of rRNA processing; positive regulation of transcription by RNA polymerase I; ribosomal small subunit biogenesis. The coding region runs from base 201 to 1787 and encodes 528 amino acids. The transcript has 13 exons. The record is from RefSeq and is marked provisional. Gene Ontology annotation, cellular component: small-subunit processome; cytoplasm; fibrillar center.